Monodelphis domestica (gray short-tailed opossum) is the source of this 1397-nucleotide messenger RNA. RefSeq names its product proline rich 15 (gene PRR15). NCBI's taxonomy places the organism in Eukaryota, Metazoa, Chordata, Mammalia, Didelphimorphia, Didelphidae. The record is from RefSeq and is a predicted model, not a curated record.
GGCUAGCCGCGCGCGCGCGCGCCCAGCUCCCGGGGCCCAAGGUCACCCAGGAGCCGCCUUGGGACCCCGAGGGGAGGUGGCGCCCUCGGAGGCUGAGCAGCAGACACUGAGCCCAGCCAGAGAGCGGUCGGUCCCUCGGCUGCCCCACCCACCCAUCUCCCGCCCUAGGCGGGGGAGUCGAUGGGGGUGGCACCUACUGGGAGGAGACCGGCUCCGGGAACCCUGCGCCUUCCCCAAGAGCAUCCCCUGGCGCCAGGACACCUGCCGGCGAGAGGGCACUGCCCCCUGGGCUCCUCCGGCCCUAGUGGAAUUAACGCGGGCCAGCCACCCUUCCUCCUCAGCUGCCCAGCCGAGCGCUCCUUCCUUUUCCCUUCGCUCUCCGCUGGAGGAAGCCAGAGCAGGGCAGCGCCCCCGGCUUCAGCUGGGAGGGGGCGGCGGUGAUGGCAGACAGCGGCGGCUCCAGCAGCCCUGGCCCGGGCAGCGGCAGCUCGGGCCCCUGGUGGAAAUCGUUAACCUCCGGUAGCAAGAAGAAGGGCAAGGACAGCGGCGGGGCUCCGGGAAGUGAGAGACCGCAGCCUCCAGCCUCAGCGGCGCCACAGCCCGGGCCCAGGGAGUCCUCUCCUCCCGGCCGGGACCCCAGCGAGCUUCCCAGGCUCGAGGGCCCGGCGGGGGAGAAAGCGAGCGGCAGCCGCCGCAACCUGAAGAUCUCCCGGUCUGGCAGGUUCAAGGAAAAGAGGAAGGUGCGAGCCACCCUGCUCCCCAAGCCCCCGGACGAGCCGGACUGCCAGUGCGCCCCUCACGACUCCAAGCGGUAGCCCCAGCGAUGUGCGGCUCGGCCCCUGGGGCUGUGGCAGGUGCCGGGCAGCUCCCAGGAUUUUGCCUUUGAGGAGAAACCAGAGGCUGCCGGUGGGAUUCAAGCUGAUAGCUUUCCUGAUUCCCCGCGUCCCUCCUCCAGCCCCGAUUUCGAUUUGGAGAGUGAGAGGAGGGAAUUCUCCAACUCUGCUCAGCCAAAGCGGAGCUUCUCGUGUGGUUCGGGGCUCAUCCCUGAAAAGAAAGUGCCUGGACAGUGUCUCCCGUAUGGGAAAGGCACUUUAGACGGGUCGUAGCAGCCCACCGUGGGGCCAACAUGCUGAGGACCAUUUCUGCAGACAAGUGGAAAGCGCUCGAACCAGACCUGGGCUUUGCGUCUGUGUGACCUUGGGCAAGUCAAGACCCCGCUGGCUUUUCCUCUUCUGUGAAGUGAGAGGGGCAGGCAGACGAGCUCCAAGGGCCCUUCCUGCCCCCCAGUCUAUGGUCUUGGCAGCCUGGACUUCUUCCCAUCAUGCACUCCCAAGCUGGAAUAACUGGGGGGGGGGGGCGGGGGGCGCAUUAAAAGUGCCGGCCGUGGCCCAGUUUAA